AUGAACGAUAUGACCGCCAAAAACGGUCUUCCAACGAUGGAAGAAAAACGACCGAUUCGAAGCCGCGCCCGAAGACGACAUCGACCAUUCUUAAUAAUUACCCUAGUCAUCAUCGGCAUAUAUGCGCUCUACAAUGCUAGUUCUGUAUCGUCAUAUGCGGUUCUUUUCGUCCCAGAUUCAUCCCGAACACAUCCUUCCACGAAAGCCGAACAGCCCGUAUUGGCGACUCAAGAGCUCGUCCCGUUCGAAGCACAUAUCAUGAGCAAAUGUCCCGACGCUAAGGACUGUCUGAGGGACCUAGUUCUCCCGGCUAUGAUGCGCGUAUACGAAAAAGUCAACUUCACAUUAUCAUACAUCGGAACGCCGACCGAAAAUGACGGUGUCGAUUGCAAGCACGGACCGGGUGAAUGCAUGGGAAAUAUCCUUGAGUUAUGCGCGCACCAUUUAUACCCGGAUCCUAAGAUCUACCUCGGCUUUACGAUGUGUUUGACGAAGGAAUACAAGAUGAUCCCGCAGCGUGAACUGGUCGAAGACUGCGCGCUAGAACAUGCUAUUGAUUUUGAGAAGCUGAAUGAUUGCGCUGCGAAGGAUGAUGGUGCUUUUGGUGUUGCGAUGUUGAGGGAAAGUGUAAAAAGGACCUCUGACGUAUGCCGGCGUUACGAAAAGUUGCACGGUUAG
Messenger RNA from Hypoxylon trugodes, 678 nucleotides. RefSeq lists its product as uncharacterized. The record is from RefSeq and is a predicted model, not a curated record. Bases 1 to 678 code for a protein of 225 amino acids. Gene Ontology annotation, molecular function: oxidoreductase activity, acting on a sulfur group of donors, disulfide as acceptor. The transcript is spliced from 2 exons. Lineage: Eukaryota; Fungi; Ascomycota; Sordariomycetes; Xylariales; Hypoxylaceae.